Molecule: messenger RNA, 2609 nt
Organism: Sitophilus oryzae (rice weevil)
Lineage: Eukaryota; Metazoa; Arthropoda; Insecta; Coleoptera; Curculionidae
Product: leucine-rich repeat and calponin homology domain-containing protein 1-like
Exons: 11
Molecular function (GO): protein binding
Source: RefSeq, a predicted model, not a curated record
GCAGGCGGUUCGCUGCGGUGUGAUAUCUCUAGAUCGGUUCGUUUCAAUGCAACACAGUCGGUGAUAAUUUUCGCGUUUUGUUUAUAAAAAAAUCGAAUGCAUUGUUUAAAAGUUCGAGGGCAACGAAGUAGCGCGCUGUGUCUGUGAAAUGCACGAUGGCAGUGUUAGUUCCGCACAUAAACGGACACAUUCAAAACCAUUUGACCAGAUCGCUGGAGAGAAUAUUGGAAGAGGCAAACCAAAGUGGCGAGCUAAAAUUGAGCAACAGGAAACUUAAGGACUUUCCCAAGGCGAAGGAUAAAUAUAAUUUGAGCGAUACAGUUAUUGCAGAUCUCUCCAAGAACCGGUUCAGCGAACUGCCCGAAGAAGUGACUGAUUUUCAUUUUCUGGAAAGGCUCCAGUGCUACCACAACGCUAUACGCUUCAUACCCGAUUCUAUAAGUAGUUUACAAUGUUUGAGUUAUUUGGAUUUGAGUCGGAAUCAGCUCGCCGCAUUGCCAAGAGAAUUAUGUCAGCUUCCUAUACAGAUUUUGUUAGUUUCCAAUAACCGUUUGUCUUCCCUGCCGGACGAUCUCUGCAAAAUGUCCAAUUUGACGGAAUUGGACGCCUCCUGCAACCAAAUUAGCCAUUUUCCACCGAGGAUGGGCGAACUGAAAUCGUUGCAGUCGCUGGUGUUGAGAAACAACCUACUUUUGGCCGUACCUAUAGAGAUUACGAAUUUAAGACUGAUGAGGCUGGACCUUAGAGCGAACAGGAUCGGCACUUUGCCCAUAGAAAUGAGAGAAAUGGAGACGUUAAUCGAUUUGUACGUGGACGAGAAUCCUUUGACCAGUCCACCGGCAAGUUUUACUAAAAUGUAAAAAAGGUAUCACAUAUUCAAAUACCUGGAGACUGAAGCGAUGAAAAUAAUUAGUAAAACGGGAGGCGGUACGGGAACGCUGGGUAGGAGAUCCAGAAAGGGCGGUGCGGGAUCACCAGGACCUCCCCACCUGGCAAAUAGACUGAAACAGAAAAGGCACAACGUCGACAGCGGAUACAGUACCAGUAGUGAUGUAGGGUACGACAAGCGGUGGUCUCAGGAAAUGACAGGAGACGAGAAACCAUGGCCUUCAACUCCCAUAUUAGGUAGGACAAUUGACCAAUUAGCUACUAGAUCGGCAACUUCAACGCCUUCGACCAUAUCACCAGCGCCACCUGAGAUACCUGACGAAGACUACGUUAAAUCGAGCAACGGCGAUUAUGACAGAUUUGACGGCCAAAAGAAUAUCAAAGAUUAUUCCAGUGUUCGCCUUAGUCCGUGUGCCGAUAAUUAUUCAAAUGGAAACGGAAUUGAAGACAAAACGAAACCUCUGCAACAGAUUCAGACAUACAGAGAAUACAAAGAAGCGUUAAAACAGCAACGCGCGCAAGACGUGCCUUCGAUAUACCGUACAAAAGACUCCGACGACCAAAGCUACAAAACCGAACCAAACACGCCCACCCACCAACCGGCUCUCUCGCAUCAGACCAUGGCCACGUCCAAGUCGGACCCCACGCCCUUGAACUCGGCCUUCAGCAGCCCCAAGCACAUAUUCGACGACACGUCGACCACGAAGAAGCCGGUGCAGAAGGUUACACCAUCGAGGAACACGAGUUUUUCUCCAACGCACCUUUAUAUGAACGGGAACAACGGUGUGGAAGGGAAACCAAGACUGAUUCAGGACUACGUCAAGCCAAAGUCGCCUACUAAAGGAUCGACGGGGAUACUGUCGCAUGACAAUGUGCCUGUUAGUAAUCUAACUCCUAUAGUCAAUGGUAAGGGUAACAAUAUUAGUGCCAGACUAUCACCAAGUGGAUACGUAAAUGGUAGUAAUACAACUCCUAAAACAUCGAAUGGUAUAAAAACAACGCGGACCAUUACCUGGACCAAAGACACCAUACUUAACGAAAAAAUGUCGUUCACGAUGAGAAGAGAGAUAGACAAGGCGAGAGAAGAAACUGAUCUCAUCAACCAACUAAGAAACAUUAUCGAAACCAGACUGAAGAUGGCGCUUCCAGAGGACCUAGCUUCAGCGUUGACAGAUGGCGUCGUGUUAUGUCAUUUGGCCAAUCAUAUUAAGCCUAGAUCGGUGGCGAGCAUACACGUUCCUUCCCCAGCAGUUCCUAAAUUAACAAUGGCCAGGUGUCGAAGGAAUGUAGAUAAUUUUAUCGAAGCUUGUCGCAAGAUUGGUGUAGAUGAGGCGUUCCUGUGCACCACCCUUGACGUCACCGAGGGCCUAAACGGCAGAGGACUGUCUCGUUUGGUCGACACAGUCGAAGAUCUGUGUAGAAUAGAAGAACAACAACGAUUGGCUAAGAAAUAUACUGCAGAAGAAUCGAAGCUCGAUAAAAUUAACGUUAGCAAAGUGAGGGGGCCUCCUACGAUGUGGGAUACCGCAGUCUCACUUGUGCUUCUGUCAGUGUUUCUCGGCACUGUGGUGCUACUGAUUCUGUUCCCACCGCCUAAUUAAAAACAAACAGUAUUUUCUCUAAGGAAUUGGUUAUUUUAUAAAGGAAAUUUUGAUUUACGCACUCAAUAUAGUUAAAAUUCAAGUCAUGAAGUUGAAUUUUGUAUUCAGCUUUACUUUCUU